Molecule: messenger RNA, 1838 nt
Organism: Botrytis porri
Lineage: Eukaryota; Fungi; Ascomycota; Leotiomycetes; Helotiales; Sclerotiniaceae
Exons: 4
Coding region: 300-1838 (512 amino acids)
Source: RefSeq, a predicted model, not a curated record
CUCUAUUCUAUCUAUUCUAUUUUUACUUCUAUCAUCUACGUCUACAUCGAUCAUUGUAGUAUUAUAUCUACAUUUUUCUCGUGCAAUAAUUCCUCUAACGUCUUUAUAUACUUCGUACAAAGGUCGGUGGUUACGGUUCCUCGGUAUUUGCUGCUUGGGGACCCCCUGACACGGUCUGCAUCGAGUCGGUGGUUACGGUUCCUCAGUAUCUGCCGCUUGGGGACGCCCUGAUACUUUCGGUGCCAAAGAGUCAAGGCUGCUCUCUUUUAGCCUGGCUAAUCACAAUUAUAGUGCACAAUAUGGCGGUUCCAAUCGAAAUACUUGGGCUGGAGAAUCUCCUUACGGAGAGAGUAUAUAUAAAGUGGGCUGAUGAGGACGACUGUUGGACACUAGGUUCUUGCAUGCCUGGCAACAAAAAAAAUGUCGACAUUAUUAUGAAAGUGGUCUGCAAUUCUGAAUCUAAACGACAUGUUCAUAUACAGUUCUCAAUUAAGGUUGCCAUCAGGAUUUCCGGCAAGCGUCAUUACAUGUAUAUGCUAUUGGUUGUUCCACCACAAGGUGACUUUGAAUAUGCUUCAGAGGAUCUUUCGAUACAGAAGCUUAAUGAUUUAUCUCUUCUUGAUGCAUCUGCUCUUCACGAAGCCGGUAUAAGUAAUUUAGAGCGUAUUAUUGUUUUAAAUUUUGACAUUCGAUUUGCGGGAUUUGUGGUUCAAAAAGAUAAGGAAUCUACAACUAUCUGCCCCUUCAAUAAAACCUCCAGCAAAUUGAUUCGUGCGAUUAAGUCUUUAUCUCUUAUGAAGAAAUUUAAGGUAUAUAUUAGACCUAGCGAUUAUGCGCGACAACAUUUGAAAGAAAUUCGCGAGUGCUUGUAUGAUACAAGUGUAGAGGUUUGUGAAUCUGAUAUGAGGAAGAUAUACUCUCAACAAGGCAUUACACUAGUGAACUGGACGCACUUUAAACAUAAGGAACCUCAGGAUCAACCACCGCCACUAUACACCGCCAAUAAUCCACAGAGGCCGACGGAAGUGCAGGUUCCCUGUUCACCAUUGAUCGCAUACAUAGAUACAAACAUAGAGGAAGCUAUUAUUCCAGUAACACCGAGUCCUGUGCCGGUGUGCCACGGUAUUUUCUCGCCUAGCUCUAAAGAACUAUCGGAUGUCGGAGAAGACUCGCACCUUGACAAUAAUUACAAGGAAUCAGGACAUAUAGAAACAUACCUUGACGUGGAGGUGAACUCGGAUGAGGAAUACCUCGCCGAGUCCAAUGCUAGACGACUGGAUGUAGAACACCAAUUCGAGUCGAACGCUCGAGAACUGGAUGAAGAAUACCUCGCCGAUAUCCGAGAAACAAGCCAACAACUCAGACAAGACGCUACCUCGGAGGCUCUUGGGUUAGAAUUUAGGGAGUGGUUGAAUACAGCAGCAAAACUAAUUCCAAAUGUUCUAGAACAUAGAGGACUGACUUCCAAAUUACUUACUCUUGGUGAAAGUGUCCGUGAGUCUGAUGUUGCAAAGUUCGAUGCUAUUAGACCCUGGUGCUCUGCGCUGUUGUUCUACGACCCGACAGAUUCAAACAGCACCUCCGUGUUGCAAGAUUCGACGCGUCGAUUGCUUGUCUCAGAUAUGGUUGGGCUCAUCAAGUCAAUCAACACAUUUCAACGUGGUGCUGAGAUGACUUUUCUGAUGGAACAUUUUCUAAAACUAGGUAGUGCCGCUCGCGCAGUUGAAUGUCAAUUUCGGAUAUUGGUCGACGAGAAGAGUAGCAAGGGCUUGUCCAGGAAAAGGAAUAUCUCGGAAAUUGAUAGCAAUGUGUAUAAACGAACCAGAACAGCGGCGUGA